This is a messenger RNA of Verticillium alfalfae VaMs.102, 1110 nucleotides long. RefSeq lists its product as hypothetical. The transcript has 3 exons. Lineage: Eukaryota; Fungi; Ascomycota; Sordariomycetes; Glomerellales; Plectosphaerellaceae. Gene Ontology annotation, cellular component: nucleus. Bases 1 to 1110 code for a protein of 369 amino acids. Gene Ontology annotation, molecular function: transcription cis-regulatory region binding; DNA-binding transcription factor activity. The record is from RefSeq and is a predicted model, not a curated record. Gene Ontology annotation, biological process: positive regulation of transcription by RNA polymerase II.
AUGUCCAAUCCGCGCAUCCCCAAUGCGCUCCCGAUUGAGAUCGGGCUGUUGGACGUGUCGCCUGCGACACGUCAAAUGCGACGCAGCGUCGCCAAUCUAGCUGCGCAGACUCGUAGUCUGGAGACGGCCAACGGAAGGUCCGCCACCGCAGACGGGUCGUUGUCCCAAGCAGAAACUGGCAAGGAGGACACCACAUUACAGAAGGAGGCUGGUGUCAUCACCCCUUAUUUUCUGUUACCAGAUGAUCCUCUCUUCGUUGACUUCCCUUUCUCAGAUGAUCUAGCCGCGUUCCUUGGCCCAGUACCAGAGUCGGAGGACAGCACCAGGAAACACUUUGCGCCAUCUUAUGAGGAGUCCGAGCUGCUCAUGUACUACCUCGAUCGCAUUUUCCCCAUGCAGUACACUCAUUACUCAAAUCGAAAAUGGGGUCGGGGCUGGCUGUUUUGGUUAUUGAACAAGAACGGGCCUUUGUACAAGGCUGCGUUGAGCCUCGCUGCGUUGCAUAAGCACUCACUGAUUUGUGCUGUCAACGAAGAUUUGAGGCACAGCGAUGUGCUACUAGAGUAUCAUACCAGCGCCCUCAGAGGCCUGCAGGAUUUCAUUGGACAGCCUCAGGGUUACGCCAUCUUUAAGGAUGACGAGGACUUCAUCGAGGUGAUCGCUUGCGGAUCGGCGCUGAUCAGCUUUGAGGUCUUUCGAGGCGGUAAGGGCGACUGGCAGCCGCACUUGCAAGCAACAACAGCCAUUAUGAAGACGAUGAACCUCUCUCGGCUGGUAUUCCAUGCCUCUGGCCGGAUAGAGUCGUUUGUGUCAAGCUCGGCUAAGGAACGGCGGGGCAUCGAUGCUGCGCUAUCCUUCCACGCGCCCGUACUUUUAUGGAUGGACCUACUGGCUUGCGCUUCGACUGGCAACGUCCCAUUCCUCCCCUAUGAGACGUGGCUACAGAUGGAAGGAUUCGACAUGACCAAGAUUAUGGGUUGUCAGAACUGGGUCAUGAAAGCUAUUGGUGAUUUGGCCGUGCUCGAGGAGCGAAAGGUCAGCCUCGAAGGUCAGACGGAGGACGCGUUAUUGGUCUGGAUGGGCCGGGCCAGGAAGAUCGGGACGAGUUGA